AAAAUGAACCAGCUCGCUUAUGUGCUCGUGCUUGCAUUGAUUGCUUCGGUGGUGGCAGAUAAGGAUGCUACCGUUCUAAGGCAAGACUCGGAAGUCAAUCCAGAUGGUACGUAUCAAUACGCGUACGAAACAUCCAACGGAAUCGUGGCCGAGGAACAGGGAACGCUGAAAAAUCUUGGCGAAGAGCAGGCACAGGUGGCACAGGGACAGUACUCGUACACCGAUCCGGAUGGCAACCGCAUCUCACUGCAGUACAUCGCAGACGAGAAUGGAUUCCAGCCGCAGGGUGAUCAUCUGCCAACGCCACCACCAAUCCCGGAGGCCAUCGAACGGGCGCUCCGACUGCUGGCGAACCUCAGCCGGAACAAGCGUGGUUCCUUGUAG
Molecule: messenger RNA, 384 nt
Organism: Anopheles marshallii
Lineage: Eukaryota; Metazoa; Arthropoda; Insecta; Diptera; Culicidae
Product: endocuticle structural glycoprotein SgAbd-2-like
Exons: 3
Coding region: 4-384 (126 amino acids)
Cellular component (GO): chitin-based extracellular matrix
Molecular function (GO): structural constituent of chitin-based larval cuticle
Source: RefSeq, a predicted model, not a curated record